UCCUUGCGUCUCAGUAUGAAUGAGAAAAUCAUAGAAAACAGUCAAGCUUACGAAGUGUAUACUUCUCGAAAAGAACUAGAAAAAAUUCAAAAAGAACUCCGCGAGGAAAUGUUAGUGAAUUCAACAGUAAAAAAGUUGGAGAACGGCAAUUCAUCAGCACAGCAAAUUUCGAUCGAUAUUUCAUCGCUCAAUUUUGAGGACUUCCAGGAUUGCAUUGCCAUCUCCACUGAAAUCGAACACCAAGAGCAGUUAAACAAAUCUCAUCGCCGCCUCAAUAAUCCAACACCAAUGGAAUCCACCAUGACUUAUGAGGAGCUCUAUGAGUGCUCAAUGGAGAGCGACUCCUACGUUCAAGAAGACGAGAAUUUAUUUGGCCUACGCCUAAUUACUGAUCUAAAUGGAUCACAGAGCAUAGAGAAUGUUAUGCAGUAUUUCGAUGAGAACGUCAAUGCAUAUUCGGGAUCAUCGCGCAGUGUGACUCCCACCAAAUCACCUUGUCCGGCCACUGCAGCUGUGCAAGUGUGCGACUCCUUUGGUUCACCGCCUCCACCGUAUCAGGAAUUCGCUUCACCCGAAUCGUGUUGCGAAAAGGCAGAAUCAGAGUUACCCACAAGCAGCACCAAAGAACUGCGAAAAAUAUAUGAACAGCUUGUGGGAUCGAAGGAUCAACGUAAGUCUGCAUCGCCACUAUUGCCAACUACAACAACACCAAAUCAUUCACGCCCCUCAAAGGUUAAGCAAUUGGCACAAAUGUUCAACUCAAGAAUAUCCCAAUUGAUGGGUCAUGGCUCAACUGAGAAAAAAGAUUCUAACUCGUCGAUUGCAUCGCAAAAACCAUCACGGAAACCAGCCGUGAUGAAGCCCGAACCAAAGGUGUGUAGCUCAUUGCCCACCUCUAACCCUAGUUUACCAAGUCCAGUGCCCAGUCCUCGUUUCGAACGAAAGCCCAUAAAAGCUGUACCACCGCAGUCGUCAAGUGACAGUGAAAACGCUUGUAUUUUCCCUGAAGAUGUUUUCUGUCAGCUCUCUGUGAAAGAUAAAGUUUUGCUGUAUAACCAAUUUUUUCAAGACAAAUCGAAUCGGCAAUCAAAGGUCUGUGAAUAUCCAGGCAUGAACCGACGCACUUCACCUACAUCAACACUCGUCGCCACUGUCGCCACCAUACACAGCCUACAAGAGGCGGACAGCGAAGAUUUCGAAUCAGAUGAGGAAGUAAAAGUGGAAGAGUUGCAUACUAACAAGUUGACAGUUGUGCUCAAGCCGAGUCCCGAACGCGGUGGUUGCUUGCCAAAGCAAGCUGCUCUUCCCCACCCACUGCCUCGUAAAGCGAAGUUGGAAAGCGUAGAAUCGCGUGGAAUGCGACGAGGGAGUAUUGGAGGAAAAAAUAUUGAUAAAGCAUUAAAAAUAAUUAAUGAUACCCGUGAACAGCACGACACUAACAAAGGUGUAAUUGAAGUUGAAUUGCCAAUUAGCCAACUAGACACUUCCGUCGAUGAAGAAAUACCAGAGGCUCCCUCCAAUCGAGUCCAACGCAAGGUGAAACGUCAGGCACCACAACCACCCAAGGCAAUUAAUGAGACCCCAGCACAGCAAGACACUAACAAAGGUGUAAUUGAGGUUGAUUUGCCAAUGGGCCAAGUAGGCACUUCUGUCGAUGAAAAAAUACCAGAGGCUCCCUCCAAUCGAGUCCAAAGGAAGUUGAAGCGCCCGGCACCGCAACCACCAACGACAAUCAAUGAGACCCCAACACAGCAAGACACUAACGAAGGUGUAACUGAGGUUGAUUUGCCAAUUGGCCAAGUAGGCACUUCCAUCGAAGAAAAACUACCACAGCAACCCUCCAAACGAGGCCAACGCAAGGUGAAGCGUCAGGCACCACAACCACCCACGACAAUCAAACGGAAACAACCAGACACUAACGAAGGUGUAGAGAUUGAAUUGCCGAAUAACAUAACGGACGCGCCUACCGAUCACAUAAUAAUACAAAUUGAUGAAGCCGUAAAUGCGCAGCGCCUCACAAUAGCGCCGACAACUGAUGGGCCACAAUCACAGGAGCAGGAUUUGCCUUCCGUGACAUCUUACAACCAAAAUUCUGAAGCGGAUUAUGAAUCGGCAUCGUCGAGCUCAUCAAAGUUUGAUCAGCCACAGACCGAACAAACCGCGUCUCAAGAAAAUAAAACACUAGGAACUGAAUUGAAUGAACUUAGCAACCAGUUACCCAAAAAGAGGUUGCGUCGCCCACUCACCUGGAGCAACGAUAAUUGUAUUAUCAAAAGCCAACCCAUUCCCCCAUCCACUGACCCGUAUGAAGUAAUCAACGCCAACAAUGGUCAGGAUACUAAAAAAUCUUUAAUAGCGAAUCAAAAGAUUUACGAUGAUAUCAACCAAAUGGCUAAGUAUGCCCAAAAAGCUUUCAAGGUGGUGCAACAAAAAGCAAAUAUGGACGAAAGCAUCUUAAAUAAUAUGAAUUCCACGGAAAGUAUUAAAGGUGGGUAUCAGCUCACGGCCCUGUCAACGCCCUCAACCACUCCUUAUACCGGAAGUCCAUCACCAAGUACGCCUGAAGUGGUAGGCAAAAGUGGCAUGGGCCAAACAUUUUUACCCUCUCCAUCAAACGAACCAGAACAGAUGAAAACAAAGUCAACUCCGCUCAAGUUGCGCAAUUUAAAAAUAAAAGAAAUGAAGCAACCGUCCAAGGAAAUAACAUCACCAGAAGGCACAUUACAGAGCACUAUAGAUAGCUUCAUUGAUCAUGGCUUUGAGACGGGUUCAAAUGAUAGGGAAAGUCCUCAUCGUGCCGAUGAAAAGCUUUUCGUCAAAUUAACACCCGAAGUGGAUAAAAGUAGGCGACAAAACCCCGUUACCUUUUCGUCAACACCGGCAAAGGGCUUGCAAAACCAACCACGGCAAAUCUUCAGCAACAAUACCACCCAUAGGUUACGACGACAAUCUAUUAGUCCUAUAUGUCCCGUUAACGGAGGACCCCCCCAACGCUUAUGGCAUACUAAGAACUCACGUUACUAUUCGCCAGCUAUGCCAGUUAUUUGGAAUGAUCGUCCAUGGGAGCCAGCCGAACUUUGGAAAGCACCAUACUCGCGGAGUAGCACUGAAAGUGGCUUCCUUGGUACUACUUCCAACUCAAACAUGACCAACAACACUGAGCGGCAAGAGAAAUCUUCGAUGUUUUGGGUGCGCGCUGUGAAUACUACAAUUUCACUGGAAAUCUUCUACAACCCAUCAACUCGCCUAAACCUACUACAUCAAAUAUUCAGCCAAAAAAGUUGUGAGAAUCGCGAUUUGAACUUUGGCAUCGAUGAUUAUAAAUUCUCCAUACGUAAAUCAAUCGAAAAAACAAACAUCUCAACACGCCUAACCCCAGUCAAAGGCUGUUCACAUUAUUGGUUCUCCACCGGUGAUUUCGCUAUGCCAUUCAGGGGUAAACGUCUGGGAUCUAGGAAGAUUCGACGUUUUUUCAAUUUCAUAAAAGAUUUGAUGACAGCUAAUACGCAGCUAAGCUUUGGAGUUGAUGACUAUGAAUUUUCUAGGAUGCCUGAAUACCAAGACAGAUUUUCAAUACGUGAAUACAGCAUGACUUACGCCCUAUAUGAUGACUAUAAUGGAAUGGAGAAAUGUAAUAGUGCUAAUUGGCCCGUUCCACCGUAUGUCACGGCUGAUUUGAGCAGUUCAAAAGCACACAACCUAAGUUUCUCCGAAAAUGAUUCAAAAAUAGAUCCGCAAAAUACACACCAAAUGUCGGAUUCGUCCUGCGGUACCAAAUAUUACGAUGUGGCCUCAGAGAACAGUCGGGAUAUGGCUUUGUCUCGCACCAGCAAGGAGACUGCAAAUGAUAGUUUCCACGAAAAAUUUGAUUUUGAAAAAUUCUUCGCAGACGAUGCAGAAAGUUUAGAUGCCAAGAUGGACGAGACGCAUCUCAAACUAAUGAUAUCAGAAAUUAUAAAAAAACUACAGAAAUUAAGUAUUGAUUUGGAAAACCAAUUUGGAUUUGAAAAAACGCAUGCAAAUAUGAUCGCAUAACUCGGGCAGCGCUAGAGCGCUCACACCUCACUCGAAAGAAUCAGCAGUGCCAUCAACAGUCUUGGAAGUGAAAACUAAUGAGCUAAAAGCUGAAAAAGCCUCAAAUAUCGAUGCGAAAUUUCUUGCAGAAAUCUUAAAUCUUAUACUUUUCCUAUUACUAUUAAUUUAUUACUUCUCAUUUGGAAAGGUGUAAACAUUCAUUAUAAAAAAAAUAUAUAUAAAAAAUCUGCCUUUCAAAGGUGCAAAGC
Messenger RNA from Anastrepha ludens (Mexican fruit fly), 4283 nucleotides. Its product is annotated as nucleolar protein dao-5-like. NCBI's taxonomy places the organism in Eukaryota, Metazoa, Arthropoda, Insecta, Diptera, Tephritidae. The transcript is spliced from 2 exons. Bases 16 to 4035 code for a protein of 1339 amino acids. The record is from RefSeq and is a predicted model, not a curated record.